This is a messenger RNA of Sclerotinia trifoliorum, 1101 nucleotides long. The record is from the annotation of a GenBank genome assembly. Lineage: Eukaryota; Fungi; Ascomycota; Leotiomycetes; Helotiales; Sclerotiniaceae.
CAAUGAGCCCAACACGCACAUCAGUCAUCCAUUGAUUUGUCACUACCAAAUGUUUAAACGGCCUGUAACCGCCGAAUGAAUCUUACAUUCCAUUCAUUCCCACAACACCCUCACUGCCAAUUGAAAAGAAAGGAGAGCCAACGGAUCGUAACCUUAAGGAUCCAUUCAUUUAUUAAGCAAUUGCGGAUGAUUUACUAUUUCCACCCAUUCCCGUAUUGGACCUUACUUCAAUUUCGGUAGGGUUUAGUAUCGGUAACUCUCUCUCUUUACGGGAGAAUCUCCAACCUCAUCGCUUUAUCGAUUCCGCAUCGAAUUUCUGGGUAACGGUAACGGUAACGGUAACGGCAACGCUACCGAAAUACUCAAAUUGUGCCAUUCGUAUGACGAACGCGUGGCAAUCUCGUGCAGCCUUAAACGGGGAAGCAUCAGUCCCAUAUAUACCCCAUCCUGCACCUAAUUCUGCUGGAAACGAAGAUACUCCAACUACAACUUCAACCAUGGUUUCCACAUGGUCAUUACUAAAGGUUAUUAAUGACUUACCUCGGACCUCCUUCUCUACUAACCAAAGCUGACAUUCGUUUUCGCAGACAUUAUUAGUCCCGGCAAUCAUUUCUCUUAUUCUUUACCUUCUGAUAUCAUUCGUCAUUGUUCCCGUAUGGAAACGUUAUCGAGCGCGAGCUGGUCAAUACCUGCCAUUGGAUACUAUCUCAACACGAACUACAGGUUUACGACAACGCGCACAAGCUGCAGUGGUCAGAACAAUAUUUCCCAAUUCAUGGAGAGCGGACUUCAAUCGAAAUCGAAUAAGCGCACAGGAUAGUGUUGAAUUUGAUGAUGAGGAUGGGGAGGAACUUUUUGAUGUGGACGAUAAUCGACGAGAAGCAUUAUCGCUUGAUGCCCGAAGAGGCAGAGUUGAAGAUGGUGGAAGAUUAAGUCGAGAUUUAGAAGAAGGGUUUAAGGACGACAGUAGUGAUGAAGACGAUAGAACGGAUAGACGCUUGAGUGGAGUGAUAACACGAUGAUACAAAUACGGAAGAUGGGUCUGAUGAGCUUCUAUUUCUCUACAAUUAAUGUCUAUUCUAUUAAUCGACGUGUUGAAUU